Messenger RNA from Pezoporus occidentalis (night parrot), 4387 nucleotides. RefSeq names its product phosphoribosylglycinamide formyltransferase, phosphoribosylglycinamide synthetase, phosphoribosylaminoimidazole synthetase (gene GART). The transcript is spliced from 22 exons. Gene Ontology annotation, biological process: adenine biosynthetic process; 'de novo' IMP biosynthetic process. Bases 165 to 3176 code for a protein of 1003 amino acids. Gene Ontology annotation, molecular function: ATP binding; phosphoribosylamine-glycine ligase activity; metal ion binding. The record is from RefSeq and is a predicted model, not a curated record. NCBI's taxonomy places the organism in Eukaryota, Metazoa, Chordata, Aves, Psittaciformes, Psittacidae. Gene Ontology annotation, cellular component: cytosol.
UGGUCUUUCCUGUUCAUUGGCUAGUUGUGGUGUCGUCAGUGGGGCGGUAGUACUGGGACAGGGGUACUACUUUUGAACCAGAGGCUGCUUAUCUCCUUUCUUUUUGCACAUCUGAACUCUUGAGCACUACUUUCCUCUGACUGGCAGCAGUUAGGGUAGAACUAAUGGCUGAUCAAGUGCUUGUGAUUGGCAGUGGAGGGAGAGAGCAUGCACUGGCCUGGAAGUUGGCCCAGUCUCCACAUGUAAAACAUGUGUUUGUUGCUCCAGGAAAUGCAGGAACAGCUGACAGUGGAAAAAUUUCAAAUUCAGCUAUUUCAGUCAGCAAUCAUGCUGCACUUGCCCAGUUCUGCAGAGAUCGGGAGAUCAAGCUGGUUGUGGUUGGUCCAGAGGUUCCUCUUGCUGCUGGGAUUGUUGAUGACUUGACAGCAGCUGGAGUAAGGUGUUUUGGUCCAACAGCAAAGGCAGCUCAGCUGGAGUCCAGUAAGAGCUUUACCAAAAACUUUUUGGAUCGUCACGAGAUCCCAACUGCAAGAUGGAAAUCUUUUACUGAUCCCAAAGCAGCAUGUAGCUUUAUUAACAGUGCAAACUUCCCUGCUUUAGUCGUAAAAGCUAGUGGCCUGGCAGCUGGCAAAGGAGUAAUUGUGGCUUCAAACAAGGAAGAAGCAUGCAAAGCUGUUACUGAAAUCAUGCAGGAUAAGACUUUUGGCACAGCUGGGGAGACUGUUGUUGUUGAAGAACUUCUUGAAGGAGAAGAAGUUUCUUGCUUAUGUUUCACUGAUGGCGUCACAAUUGCUUCCAUGCCUCCAGCCCAGGACCACAAGAGAUUAAUGGAUGGAGAUGAAGGCCCUAAUACUGGCGGGAUGGGAGCUUAUUCCCCAGCACCUCAGAUUUCUAAAGAUUUACUGCAGAAAAUAAGAGAUACUGUUCUUCAAAAAACUGUUGAUGGCAUGAGGAAAGAAGGUGUCCCCUAUUUUGGUGUGCUUUAUGCUGGGUUAAUGCUUACCAAAGAUGGACCUAAAGUUCUCGAGUUUAACUGCAGAUUUGGCGACCCAGAAUGUCAGGUAAUUCUUCCACUAUUGAAAAGUGAUUUGUAUGAAGUCAUGCAAGCAGUUAUCAAUAAAAAGUUGUCUAGUUCCAUGCCAGUGUGGUUUGAAGACAGUGCAGCUGUGACAGUGGUCAUGGCUAGCGAAGGGUAUCCAGGACCAUAUCCGAAGGGUUUGGAAAUAGCAGGACUUUCUAAGGCUAAGCAACUAGGAUUGCAGGUGUUCCAUGCAGGCACAGCCCUGAAGGAUGGCAAAGUGGUGACUAGUGGAGGAAGAGUCCUUACAGUAACUGCUAUUAAAGAGGAUCUAAUGACAGCACUGCAAGAAGCCAACAAGGGAGUAGCAGCCAUACACUUCAAGGGUGCCAUUUAUAGAAAGGACAUUGGUUAUCGGGCUAUAGCUUUCCUGAAACAACCCAGAGGCUUGACUUACAAAAACAGUGGGGUAGACAUUGCAGCAGGGAAUACUUUGGUUCAGAAAAUUAAACCCCUAGCUUCAGCCACAUCAAGGUCAGGCUGCAAUGCAGAACUUGGAGGGUUUGCUGGCCUCUUUGAUUUGAAAGCAGCUGGUUACAAAGAUCCUAUCUUGGUAUCUGGAACUGAUGGUGUUGGCACAAAACUCAAGAUUGCACAAGUGUGUAAGAAACAUGACACCAUAGGUCAAGACCUGGUUGCCAUGUGUGUGAAUGACAUCUUGGCUCAAGGAGCAGAGCCCCUCUUCUUCCUUGACUAUUUUGCCUGUGGCAAACUUGACGUGGAAGUAGCUCAGGGCGUCAUUGCAGGAAUAGCUGAAGCUUGCAAAAAAGCAGGAUGUGCACUUUUAGGAGGAGAAACUGCUGAAAUGCCAGGCAUGUAUCCACCUGGAGAGUAUGACCUGGCUGGCUUUGCUGUCGGUGCAGUGGAGCGAGGGCAGAUGCUGCCCCAGCUGGAGAGAAUCACUGAUGGAGACAUGGUCAUUGGAGUAGCUUCUUCAGGGGUUCACAGCAAUGGAUACAGCCUUGUAAGGAAGAUUGUGGAAAAGUCAUCAUUUGAUUUCUCUUCUCCGGUUGAGGUCUCUGGUCAUCAGACAUUAGGAGAUCUCUUGUUAACCCCAACAAAAAUCUACAGUAAGACUCUGUUGCCCGUCCUCCGCUCAGGCCAUGUGAAAGCCUAUGCUCACAUCACUGGAGGGGGCUUGCUGGAAAAUAUCCCCAGAGUUCUCCCAGAGUCCUUUGGUGUCGUUUUAGAUGCUCUUACCUGGAAGAUUCCUGAAAUCUUUUGCUGGCUCCAUAAAGAAGGGAACCUCUCUGAGGAGGAAAUGACUCGAACGUUUAAUUGUGGCAUCGGUGCUGUCUUGAUAGUUCAGAAGGAGCUGGCUCAGCAGGUCCUCAAGGACAUAGAGAGACAUGAGGCAGCCUGGCUGAUUGGGAAAGUUGUCUCCCUUCAAAAAGGCUCUGCCCAUGUUAAAGUCCAUAAUCUGCUUCGAGCCUUGCAGGCAAAUAGGUCAUUGUCUCUGCGCAGCCAUAUCCAAGGCAAAAUCCAAACAAAGAAAGUGAAGGUUGCUGUCCUUAUCUCUGGAACAGGCACAAAUCUGGAAGCCCUCAUAAGCAGCACAAAGAAACCCACCAGUUUUGCACAAAUAGUUCUUGUUGUUUCUAACAAAGCUGGUGUGGAGGGCUUAAGGAGAGCUGAAAAAGCUGGUAUUUCUACAAGGGUUAUUGACCAUAAAUUGUAUGAAAGUCGCACUGAAUUUGACAGUGCUGUUGACAAAGUCCUUGAAGAAUUCUCGGUUGAACUGAUCUGUCUGGCUGGAUUUAUGCGAAUACUGUCAGGUCCUUUUGUCAAAAAAUGGGAAGGAAAAAUACUGAACAUCCACCCAUCUCUACUGCCUUCUUUUAAGGGUGCAAAUGCCCACAAAUUGGUGUUACAGGCUGGAGUGCGGGUCACAGGCUGCACUGUACACUUUGUAGCUGAGGAAGUUGACGCUGGAGCAAUCAUUUUCCAAGAGGCGGUUCCAGUUAAGGUUGGUGACACAGUGGAGACCCUGUCCGAAAGGGUGAAGGAGGCUGAGCACCGAGCCUUCCCUGCUGCCCUGCAGCUUGUCGCCAGUGGGGCUGUGCAGGUUGGGGAAGCCGGUAAGAUCUACUGGAAGUAGGAGCAUCACAUCUGCCAGCGUCCUCAGGUGGGGCAGCUGGAUGCCUUAAUUGAUAGAAACAGAGGUCACAGACUAGUAACACGGACGAUGUAUUCUCUUCGCGUAGUGUUUUCAACAUAGAGUUUACCAUGUCAUGUUCUCACUCGAAUAGAGGUUCAAAGGAAAAUCUGGAGAAAGCCACAAAUGGAAAUAUUGAGGAAGGGGGCUGUUCUCAGUAGUUUCAGUGAUGGCUCUGUUACAUGUUUCCUAAGUAUAAUCACUUUAUUUGCCAACAUUUGGGCUCUCAAUCAAUUUCUUAACAAACAAAAAACCCCUUCUCUUGGUUACAGAAGGAUUUGGGCAUCCCUCAGGUUGACUUGGGAACAUCAGUAUUACUGUCUAACAGACCGUAUGGGCUAUAACAGAGGACACUCUUCUCAUGUGCUGUGAAGUGUCUGUGGGGAAAAGUAAUGGAAUUGGUACAAUGUGAGAGACAGCUAAAGGCAAAAAUUUUACUCACAAAAAUCUUUAGCCAAAACAAGAACUGGCCUCCCAAAACACUAAGUAUUCCUGCAGGUAAUAAAAUUGGCUUUUUCCCAUACAGUUUCUAUUUUAAAGUUGGUAGAUUUUGUCUGGCCCAGAUUCUGGAAAUAGCCCGUAAUUUCAAGCGCUGGACUUGCUAUCAGGUGCUGAAUAGAUUAAAUAUCCAAUGACCAUUUGCCCUUGGGCAUCCCCAUGUGAAUCCACAUACGAAUUUGCCUCAAAGAUUUGUUCAGAAGCAACAUAGUUGUUUGGCUUUUUUUCUUUUUAACAAGCAGAAGGAGGGUUAGGACUAGAUACAGAAUGUGUUCUUGGCUUGUGAGACAUGCUUCAGCAAUUCUGGUAAAGUUAAGUGCCUUUAUUCUUGGACCCGUAUUUUCACUUGAAAUACUGAUGGAAACAAUAAGGGUUUUGAACAGUUCAAUUCUGGUGAAAAAGCACCUGUUUUUUUAAUAUUUUAAUAUUAAUUGUAGAAACAUUUUAAUGUAUUCACUAAAGUAAUCAGUUUUCCCCCAUACAAUCCAGAAGCAUCUGACUGAAGCUGAUUAUGUAUGUUUUAGGGCUCCCCUUUAAUACAGAGAAAGCUAAUUUGUAUUCUGUGCACUAAAGUCCUCAUGGUACUUUUGCGUUAACAUAAUCUCAAUUUGGAUUUGAAAUCAUGUCUAAUAAAUUUAAAAAUUUAAACAUCAAAA